AUGGCCCCAAAGACCCCCAAGAACAUCCGCCCACUCAACCGGUACAUCACCACCCACAAUGCCGACGGCCAAGCCAUCUUCUCCAGCGCCCUCUCCGAGGAAAUGCCCGUCCAGGGAAUCCCAGACGGCGCAGACUUCAGUCUCGCCUAUACCUCCGACCACUUCCCCGCACAACUGAACAACGAUACCGACCCCCCCGGCAUCACAAUUUCCACCGGCACCGUCUGCCGCAUCGUGGACAUGCAGCCCGGCUCGUUGAGUCCUAUGCACCGCACCGUUUCGCUGGAUUAUGGCGUCGUGCUGGAGGGUGAAGUCGAGCUUGUUCUGGAUUCGGGCGAGACGAGACUGCUUAAGCGUGGUGAUGUUGCUGUUCAGCGUGGUACCAACCAUGCCUGGCGCAAUGUUACUCCUGACGUUGUGGACCCCAUUACGAAGGAGGUUACCCCGCAGUGGGCGCGCAUGUUGUACGUUCUUGCUCCUUCCCAGCCUAUGGAGAUUGGGGGGAAGAGUCUGGGUGAGGUUGUUGAUGGUAUUGGUGUUCGGGCUAGCACUUAG
Messenger RNA from Penicillium cataractarum, 555 nucleotides. Its product is annotated as cupin domain-containing protein. The record is from RefSeq and is a predicted model, not a curated record. NCBI's taxonomy places the organism in Eukaryota, Fungi, Ascomycota, Eurotiomycetes, Eurotiales, Aspergillaceae. The coding region runs from base 1 to 555 and encodes 184 amino acids. The transcript has 2 exons.